CGACACGUAAUUAAACCCCCCUCGACGACCGGUAGACCGGUGACCGCACCCACCUAUAACCUCCUCCCCUCUCCGCCCCACCUCGCAGAGCCGCCGCCUGUGACCGACCGGAGAGCCAGACGACAAACCGAGCCCACCGCACCAACACCAACUCCUCCUCCUCUUGCGCGGCUGCAGCUGCCGGCCAUGUCGGUGGAGACGGAGCGGAGCUCCACGGAGUCCUCCGCCGCCUCGGGCCUCGACUUCGAGGACACCGCCCUCACCCUCCGCCUCCCCGGCUCCGACCCCGACCGCAAGCGCGCCUCCACCUCCGACCCCGACUGCCCCUCCCCGACCGCCGCCGCCUCCAACUCUCCCCCUUCCCCCAAGGCGCAGGUGGUGGGCUGGCCACCGGUGCGGUCGUUCCGGAAGAACGCCCUCGCGGCCGCGGCCUCGUCCAAGACCAAGUUCGUCAAGGUGGCCGUCGACGGCGCGCCCUACCUGCGCAAGGUCGACCUCAAGGCUUACGCUGGCUACACAAGCUCUGCCUCCUACGACCAGCUCCUCGCCACGCUCCAGGACAAGUUCAUCUCCCACCUCACCGUCCGAAAGCUUGGGAACGAGGAGAUGAAGCUCGUGGACGCGGUGAGCGGGACGGAAUAUGUUCCGACGUACGAGGACAAGGACGGCGACUGGAUGCUCGUCGGAGACGUCCCCUGGAGAAUGUUUGUGGAGACCUGCCAGCGCAUUCGUCUCAUGAAAAGCUCCGAGGUUGUCAAUCUAGCACCAAGAGCUGGUCGGUGAGGCACAAUCCUUGCUCCUUUUUCUACAGACCGCUUCAGAGGAAGAAAUGUCUUUGCUCAGUGAGGUUCUUCCGCAAGUUUCCGAGAGAGAAAUGUGUACAGCCAUCUCUACUUUUUGCCCAGCACGCUAUUGAGAAAUAUCUACAUGUCAGUCAGUAAUAUCUACAUGUAAGAUGGAGAGGUUGUGAUGCUUCAGAAAUACACCUACAGUUCGUUCUUGAAAAAUAAGACUGUGGUCCCUGUUCUCCCGAGCUGCUUGCUACUGGAGCAUGGUUUUGUGUAACUUUAUGCAAGAGUGAUGAUUUUGCUAUAUUAUGUACUCCUUCUGUUACUAAAUACUCCCUCCGUUCCUAAAUAUAAGUCUUUUUAGACAUUUUAAA
This is a messenger RNA of Triticum dicoccoides, 1162 nucleotides long. RefSeq names its product auxin-responsive protein IAA15-like. The coding region runs from base 187 to 783 and encodes 198 amino acids. The transcript has 5 exons. Gene Ontology annotation, biological process: regulation of DNA-templated transcription. The record is from RefSeq and is a predicted model, not a curated record. NCBI's taxonomy places the organism in Eukaryota, Viridiplantae, Streptophyta, Magnoliopsida, Poales, Poaceae. Gene Ontology annotation, cellular component: nucleus.